CGUCACCCGGCCGGGCGGCCGCGGGCAGCGUUAGAGGCCGGCGCCGGCCUCCCGGGCUCGGCGGGCCCCGGAACCGGGAUUCGCGGCCGGCGCGGGGGCGGGGGCGGCGCGGGGCCCGGACGCGCCCAGCCAGGUUCCGGGGCCCGGGCGAGGCGCGCCGGGAGCGGAGGAAAAGUGCGGCGGCCCGGGAACCUGGAGACCGCGCGAGAUCUGUGACCCCGAAGGCCACCCCUGUCCUCGGCCGUGGCUCCCGGUGCUGGCCAGAAGCCAGCUUCAUGUCCGAGUGCGCAGGCGACGGCGGGCCAUGGACAGCCUGGGCCUGCAGACGGUGACCCUCAGCGACGGGACGACGGCCUACGUCCAGCAGGCUGUCAAAGGAGACAAACUGCUCGAAGGACAAGUGAUCCAGCUGGAGGACGGGACCACCGCGUACAUCCACCAAGUGACUGUGCAGAAAGAAGCUCUUUCCUUCGAAGAUGGGCAGCCUGUCCAGCUGGAAGACGGCAGCAUGGCCUACAUACACCGCACCCCCAAAGAGGGCUUCGACCCCAGCACCCUGGAAGCUGUCCAGCUGGAGGACGGCUCCACGGCCUACAUCCACCACCCCGUGGCCGUGCCGGCCGAUGGCACCAUCCUGGCCGUGCAGACAGAGGUGGGCCUGGAGGACCUGGCCGCGGAGGACGAGGAGGGCUUUGGUGCGGACACUGUGGUGGCCCUGGAGCAGUAUGCCAGCAAGGUUCUGCAGGACAGCGAGGCGCCCCCUAACGGCAAGGCGCAGCAGGUCGGGGACCGGGCGUUUCGCUGCGGCUACAAGGGCUGCGGGCGCCUCUACACCACGGCGCAUCACCUGAAGGUACACGAGCGUGCCCACACCGGCGACCGGCCAUACAGGUGUGACUUCCCCAGCUGCGGAAAGGCCUUCGCCACAGGCUACGGGCUCAAGAGCCACGUGCGCACGCACACCGGGGAGAAGCCGUACAAGUGCCCGGAGGAGCUGUGCAGCAAGGCCUUCAAGACCUCGGGGGACCUGCAGAAGCACGUGCGCACGCACACGGGGGAACGCCCCUUCCGGUGCCCCUUCGAGGGCUGCGGCCGCUCCUUCACCACGUCCAACAUCCGCAAGGUCCAUGUGCGCACCCACACGGGCGAGCGGCCCUACACCUGCCCCGAGCCGCACUGCGGCCGCGGCUUCACCAGCGCCACCAACUACAAGAACCACGUGCGCAUCCACACAGGGGAGAAGCCCUACGUGUGCACGGUGCCGGGCUGCGGGAAGCGCUUCACCGAGUACUCGAGCCUGUACAAGCACCACGUGGUGCACACGCACUGCAAGCCCUACACGUGCAGCACCUGCGGCAAGACCUACCGGCAGACGUCCACGCUGGCCAUGCACAAGCGCAGCGCCCACGGCGAGCUGGAGGCCACGGAGGAGAGCGAGCAGGCGCUGUACGAGCAGCAGCAGCUGGAAGCCGCCUCUGCCGCGGAGGAGGGCCCCCCGCCGCCCAAGCAGCCCCGCAUCGCCUACCUCUCGGAGGUGAAGGAGGAGGGCGACGAGGCCCCAGCCCAGGUGGCCAUGGUGACCGAGGGGGACGGCGCCCCGCAGGUGGCUCUCAUCACUCAGGACGGUGCCCAGCAGGUCAGCCCGUCCCCAGAAGGCCAGCAGGCCCUGGGCAGUGCCACCACCCUCACCAUCCCAGCCACCGGCACACACACUGCCUCCACGGUCAGCGCCAGUGGCACCCAGACACAGCCGGUCACCAUCAUUACCUCUGGGGCCGUGGUGGCUGAGGACACAGGUGUCACGUCCCUUCACCAUCAGCAGGUGGCGCUGCUGGCCACGGCCAACGGGACUCACAUCGCUGUGCAGCUGGAGGAGCCGCAGACCCUAGAGGAAGCCAUCAGCGCGGCCACGGCUGCCAUGCGGCACGGGGCCAUCACUGUGGAGGCUGCCGCGUCCGAGAGUGGCUGCUGAGCCCGAGCGCUGGGUCCCUCAUCGCACCGCACUGCACCACACCGCGUCGGAGACAGGGUGCCCAGCCCGUGGCCAGCUUCUGGAAAGUGGCCACACGCGUCUCCAGGGCCGAGGGCAGCAGGAGAGCAGGGGACGGCAGCCCUGCCCUGGCGGAGGGCUGACAGCUGGAACCAGGGGUGCUCAAUCCUCAGACGCUCAGGAGAACAGACUGGAUGCCAGCCUGCACCCAGACCCCGCCCCCCAGGAGUCAGCAGGCGCCGACGCCCCUCCCACUCAGGAGCACCCUUGUGCCCACCAUCCCCUCCCCUGCUCAGGUGGCAGCGGGGCUCCAUAGGGACUGGCCGUCCACUCGCGCUGGUCACUGCCCGUCGGGGAGAGGGCAGCCAGCUCCCCUCUCAGCAAUACGCACUUGCCGGAGGCCAGCAGCGACGCCUGGCCUCCCCCGUUGCAAUCAGCAUCCCUCAGGGGUCUGCGGCUGCAGAGAAAGUGCCCAGCCCCCCCGCUCCCCACCUCCUCAGCAUCCCCCCCCCCCACCGCCUCUCUGUGGCAGAGAGGCAGAGAGCGGCCUUGUACAUACUGGGGAUUUGGGUUUACAUUUUUUUUUUAAUUCCGUUUUGAUAAUUUUUUUCCUGCUCUGGACGGUGAUGGCAAACGGGUGAAUGAGUAUUUAAUAAAAAGUUUCAAGUUUC
This is a messenger RNA of Sorex araneus (European shrew), 2661 nucleotides long. It is a transcript of the gene ZNF76, whose product is annotated as zinc finger protein 76. Bases 305 to 1972 code for a protein of 555 amino acids. Gene Ontology annotation, molecular function: DNA-binding transcription factor activity, RNA polymerase II-specific; RNA polymerase II cis-regulatory region sequence-specific DNA binding. NCBI's taxonomy places the organism in Eukaryota, Metazoa, Chordata, Mammalia, Eulipotyphla, Soricidae. The record is from RefSeq and is a predicted model, not a curated record. Gene Ontology annotation, cellular component: nucleus. Gene Ontology annotation, biological process: regulation of transcription by RNA polymerase II; central nervous system development. The transcript is spliced from 14 exons.